This is a messenger RNA of Eufriesea mexicana, 622 nucleotides long. RefSeq lists its product as uncharacterized. The transcript has 3 exons. Bases 169 to 438 code for a protein of 89 amino acids. Lineage: Eukaryota; Metazoa; Arthropoda; Insecta; Hymenoptera; Apidae. The record is from RefSeq and is a predicted model, not a curated record.
GUUGUUUAUUCGCAGCUUUCCCCACUCGUGGCAAGUGUUUUCACCUCUUUGGUCUUUGCUCCGCGUAGUGCCGGUCCAAACAUCGCCGAGACAAGCAACCUCGCGACUUUGUUCUUCUCGAUCGGCCCGCGCUCGUAACCGGAAAUACAAUCCAUCCUUCCGCGGACCAUGUCGCGGCUAUCGAGCUUCCUACUCGUUUGUUUCCUCGCGACGAUCGCGAUGGCGUGCGCGAAACCGACCAUCUACAAGAGGAAUCAGGACAACGUGUUCGAGCCAGUAAUGGUACCAGUCUCGUCCACGGUAAUCCCACUUCCCGUAUACAAAAUGGAAUAUGGUUUAGGAUUUAUAUCGAAAGAUAAGAAAGCUCAAUCGUCCUUCAAGCCGGAGGGUGGAAUUAAGCUAAUAACGAUCAAGAAGAGCCAAGAGAAGAAAACGUAAAAUCAUAAAAAAAUGCGCGCGAGUUACCAGGUGACCUUACUCGGAUCGCAAGACAAUAGAAAUUUUACGAGUUGCAAUAUGAAUAUCUAUCAGUGAUAAAACGAUAUAUAUUCAUUAAUGUUAUACGAUGGCGUACGUUGAUGUUAUAGAUUGUAAGUAAAUUUCGAAUUUAUUUCGAACGUAC